AUGAGCUCGAAGAUGUUGGAUGAUGUGGACAAUAAUAUGAUGGGUAUCAAGUCUAUCAAUCUAUAUGAACUACUUAGCGAUGUGGUGAAACAGGGCGAUAAAACGCGAUUGAUGAUGGCGGGUCCCCAGCAAGUUCUGCCUGACCUAAUUCGGCAUAUCACUGAAACUAUACCGUUUGACCUAUUUAUAAACCUCAAGAAUGGAAUGAGCAAUGCCAGAAGUCUCGUUACCAGAUUAAAUUGUCUCGGUAAGUUUCUGAAUGAUAAUUUUUUACAAAACCAUGCAUUCCCAUUCACAAUACUUCGGAUAUGCGAAUUAUGUUAUGAUCCUUUCAAAUAUUAUAAAAUCAAUGAAUUGGAGAAGUUUGUAAAUGCGCUGGAAAAAUGUUGCAUGGUAACUAGCAGUUGGCAGGAUCUUGAGAAAAACCCAGACGGCGAGAAGGAAGAGGAUGAUAAGGAGAAGGAUAUCAGCUUCAUCAAGAAUCAAGAAGAUGUUUCGCUACUAAAGAUACCGUGGAUGACUGAGGACAGUAUCAGCGAGUUAGUACCCUUUAUAAAAGAAAUCGAUUCUAUAAUGAGUGUCAACCUAGGCUACGAUGAUGAGGAUGAAGAGGAUGAAGACAAUGGCGACGGAGAAGAAGGAUUUUUUGAUGGUGAUGAAAAUGGGGAAAUGGAGAAUAAGGGCAAGCGUAAUGUUUUGUUGAAAGAUGAGAAUUUCAUGGUGGAAGAAUACUAUGAGGAUGACUGCGACAUAAACGAUGAUAAUAACGAUAAGGAGAGGCAAAAUAGAAAGAGCGCUGCUACCAAGGAUAACAGUGAUUACGAAGAUGAAGACGACGAUGACAACGAUGAGGAUUAUCACGAAGAUGACGCAGAUGAAGAAGACGAAGAAGACGAUCAUAUGGGAAGCACAGAUGACGACGAAGACGAUGAUGAAGAUAGGCGAAUGGGCGGGAAUAACAAGAUGCAAAAAUUUGACGAAAAAAAUGAAACUCCAAGGAAGAGGAAGCCCACAGAUUUAGAUAACUUUGAAUAUGAUGAAUCACCAUCGUUCACAAACAUGGAUCUAACGACACCAAAGAAAUAUAAACAUACCACAGCAGGCAGAUUCUCCAUAAUAGAAUCACCAUCAUCUUCGCUCGUCGAUGCCAUGGAUGGAAGUCAUGAGAUUUCAUCGAGCCAAGAGGAGGAGAAAGAGGAUCGUCAUGGAAAUGACGAGGAUCGGAGUGAAGGAUUGUUACAAGGUGACGAAUUGGUGAGCCCGUCGAUGAGUUCCUCACAAGAGGAUAAGAUGGUUGCGAUUGCUGGUAUUACUUACCAUGAGAAUAUCAGCAGUCCGUUAGGCAAGAAGUCCAGAUGA
This is a messenger RNA of Saccharomyces paradoxus, 1359 nucleotides long. It is a transcript of the gene PSY4, whose product is annotated as Psy4p. Gene Ontology annotation, molecular function: protein phosphatase regulator activity. The record is from RefSeq and is a predicted model, not a curated record. NCBI's taxonomy places the organism in Eukaryota, Fungi, Ascomycota, Saccharomycetes, Saccharomycetales, Saccharomycetaceae. Gene Ontology annotation, cellular component: protein phosphatase 4 complex; nucleus; cytoplasm. The coding region runs from base 1 to 1359 and encodes 452 amino acids. The transcript has a single exon. Gene Ontology annotation, biological process: protein dephosphorylation.